GCCAGGCCCCAGCCAGACAUGGCCUUGCCCUCCCCCAUCCCGCGGGCCCCCAGGUCAGACAGAUCCCCACCAAAGAUGAGACGAGUGGGCAAGGUAGGAGGGGGACGGAGGAGCUGAGCCCCACGGCCGCCCUGGUAAUGGGCUGCUCGUUUCACGCUUCAAUCCCCAGCUGAGCUUCCGCCCGAGCUUCCCCUUCUGCUCUACGCGGAUAGCACAGCACCAGGGGAGAAUGAGCCACCUCAGGCAGGUCCCAGGGCCUCCCAAGGCCAAGAUGCUCCUCCUGCUGUCCCUGCCGUCCUUGCUGUUGGGUGGGUCCCAGGCUCAGCAAAAGUACUGGCUGCGGGUGCCUGAGUCGGUCACGGUGCAGCGGGGCCUGUGCGCGCUGGUGUCCUGCUCCUUCUCCUACCCCCGGGACAGUCGCUGGACUGCCUCUUUCUCAGUUCAUGGAUACUGGUUCAGAGAAGGGGCCAACACAGACAGACAGGAUCCAGUGGCCACAAGCAAGCCGGGUCAGAGGGUGCAGAGUAGGACCCGGGACCGCUUCCAGCUCGUGGGGGAUCCCAGCAAAGACGACUGUUCCCUGAUGAUCACGGACGCGCGGUGGGAGGACGAGGCAGGCUACUUCUUCCGGGUGGAGAGAGGACCCUCAGUGAAAUAUAAUUUCCUGAAAGGGUUCUCUCUGAAAGUGACAGGCCUAACUCAGAAGCCAGAUGUCUUCCUCCCUGCGACCCUGGAGCCCGGCCGGCCCGUGCCCGUUCUCUGUGUGUUUGACCUGGCCUUUGAGCGAUGCCCCGCCCCUUCUUUCUCCUGGAGCACUACUGCCUUCUACUCCCAAGGAAAAGGGCCGCCAGCCUCCCACUUCUCCACGCUCAGCCUCACCCCAGAGCUCCACGACCACGGCACUGCGCUCACCUGUCAAGUGGUCUUCCCCAGACAGGGUGUGAGCACACAGAGGACCGUCCAACUGAGUGUGGCCCGUGAGUAUGCCCCUAAAGAACCUGUCAUCCAAGUUUUCCGCGACCAGGCAUCAGUCCCAGAGUCCCAGGGAAACGUCUCGUAUCUGGAAGUCCAGAAAGGCCAGUUCCUGCGGCUCCUCUGUGCUGCCGACAGCCAUCCCCCUGCCACACUGAGCUGGGUCCUGGAGGACCGAGUCCUCUCCUGGUCCUGCUCCUCGGGUCCCAGAACCCUGGAGCUGGAGCUGCCCACCGUGAGACCUGGGGACUCUGGGCGCUACACCUGCCGAGCAGAGAACGGGCUGGGCUCCCAGCGUGGCACCCUGGACCUCUCUGUGCAGUAUCCUCCGGAGGACCUGAGAGUGACAGUUUCCCAAGAAAACAGGACAGUCCUGGAAGUCAUCCGGAACGGCACGUCCCUCCCGGUCCUGGAAGGCCAGAGCCUGCGCCUGGUCUGUGUGGCCCACAGCCACCCCCCAGCCAGGCUGAGCUGGACCUGGGGGCCGCAGACCCUGAGCCCUGAGUGGCCCUCCGACCCCGGGGUCCUGGAGCUGCCCUGGGUGCAGACAGAGCACGAAGGAGAAUUCACCUGCCACGCCCGCAGCCCGCUGGGCGCCCAGCACAUCUCCCUGAGCCUCUCUGUGCACUACCCCCCGCGGCUGCUGGGACCCUCCUGCUCCUGGGAGGCCCGGGCUCUGCGCUGCAGCUGCUCCUCCCGCGCCUGGCCCGCCCCCUCCCUGCACUGGCGGCUGGGGGAGGGGCUGCUGGAGGGGAACAGCAGCAAUGCCUCCCUCAGGGUCACCUCCAGCUCCGCGGGGCCCUGGGCCAACAGCUCCCUGAGCCUCCAUGAGGGGGUCAGCUCUGGCCUCAGGCUCAGCUGCGAGGCCCAGAACGCCCACGGCACCCAGAGCGCCACCCUCCUGCUGCUGCCAGACGAGACGCCUGGACCCACGGCAUUCUCCCGCGGAGUGUUUCUGGGCAUCGGCGUCACGGCUGUCCUUUCCCUCUGCCUCGUCCUGGUCAUCGUGAAGACUCUGAGGAAGGCGCGGCCGCGGGCGGAGGCGGGGCCCCGGGUCUCCCGCAGCAGCACCAUCCUGGAGUACAUCAACCUGGGCCCCAAGGCCGGCCCCCGGGCCCCGGUUACUCCCUUACCGUCAUCAAGAACAGCUACGUAAUCAUUUUUAAUGUCAUUGAGAGUUUGUCUCUGAAGUCAACCUGCCUGGGCUCAAAUCCUGCUUCCGUUGCUCUGUGUUUUUGAACAAGUUACUUAACUUCUCUGUGCCUCAACUUCCUGAACUGUAACAUGGGGACAACUUAGUGUCUACCUCUUAGGAUUAUUGCGGGUAUUAAAUAUAGUUCACCUGUAGAAUGUCAAGAAGAGAACUUGGUCCCCAGCAAAUGCCAGAUGUAAUUAGGAGCCGGCAUCUAUCUGCCCACGAUCCCCAAACCUCCCUCUCCAGGUUUCUCCCCCAUGCUCCACACCCACCCGCCAUGCAGCAUCUCCAAGGGGAUGUCUGGUGGGCCUCUCACACCCAGCCCCCGCCACAGCCAAUUCGGACCAACUCUACCUUUUAUGCCUCUCCCUCCAGCCCCUCAGCAAACCCUACCACACCUACCCAGCCAGGCCCAAAGCCCUGCACCCUUCCACGCCUCUUCUCCACUCCCCACCACCAACCCAUCAGCAAGUCCCCCCAGUGCACACCCAGCCCACCGCCACAGCCGCCCUCUGCAGGCCCACUCCACGCACUCUGUCCCCCGCUGGGACUCCCACCCCACAAAAUACCACGCAGCAUCGAGAGGAACUAACUCCUGAAGUAUGCAACAGGUUGGAUGGAUCUUAGGAACAACAACAAAAAAAAUCGUGAAAAGGGCCAGUCUCAUUCAAUAUCCAUCUCACUGUCAAAUGAUGAAAUUACAGAGGUGCAGAACAGGUGAGGAACAGGGGUGAGGCGGGGAGCGGGACUCUAAAGGACCGCGAAGGAGCACGCUGGUGAUGUGCAGUCCUCGUCUCCACCGCAGCGCUCACGCGGGCCUACCUGUGUGCACUAGUCUGUGGGGCCGCCAUCACAAGACCCCAGAAGGGGCAGCCUAAACAACAGAAAUCUGUCCUGUCACACUUCCGGAGGUUGGAAGUCCCCAAUAAGGUGUAGGCAGGGCUGGUCUCUCCUGAGGACCCUCCUCCUCCCCUGGUCUUCCCUCCGUGUGCAUCUGUGAUCAGCAGUCAUAAGGGACUAGGGCCCAUCAUACUACCUCAUUUUACCUUAAAUACCUCUUUAAAGACCCUGUCUCCAAACACAGUCCCAUUCUGAGAUAUCAGGACUUCAGCAUAUGACCUUGGGGGAGACUCGUGCAGCCCACAGCCCCUGCCAGGUGAUACCAUUGCACAGAACUCUCCGCACACCUUAUACCAAGGUCAGCUUCCUCGUCUGGAGGUUCCCCCACAGCUACGCAAGAUGCAACCACUGGGAAAACCAGGCAGAGGGCAGAGGGGCCCUCCUCGUGCUAUCUUUGCAACUUCCUUAUAUUAUCUUUUAAUAUAUAAGAUAAAAAGUUAAAGGCAUAAAUCAAAACAUCUCACUUUCCUGUUGAAACCUCCAGUGACUUCCAGUCAGACUCCGAGUAAGGCCAAGAGCUCGCCAGGGCAUGCAAGGCCCUUGCUGACCUGGCUCCCACCUGUCUCCCCAGCCUCACCUGCUUUACCCACUGGGCUGACUGGCUCCUCUUCACGCACGUACACCACUCUCUGCCCAGGUCCUCCAGACCCGCCCACGUUGUUACAAAUGGCAGGGUUCCUUCCCUUUAUGGCCAAGUAAGAUGAUUGUAUCUGCCACGUUUUCUCCACCCGUGCAUCCGUCGUGGACUCGCAGGUUGACUCCUUUCUCGGCUGUUGAUGAACACAGCUGCGAACCCGGAGCGCAGGCCUGUCUUUAGGAUGAUGCUUCCACUUCCUGGAUGCUCUGAGAGUGACCCCACCUUCCUUUCCGCUGCCUUCUCCCUCUGCUUGAAUCUCUCAUAGAUUCAUUAUUACAUUUUUGUUCACCGAGUGUUUGUUCUGGCCCCCAAGAUGGAACUGGGGCUCGGGAGGGCAGGACCCCACGUCCCUGACCCCUUCCUUGUCAGUGCCUGGC
This is a messenger RNA of Sciurus carolinensis (gray squirrel), 4081 nucleotides long. It is a transcript of the gene Siglec10, whose product is annotated as sialic acid binding Ig like lectin 10. Gene Ontology annotation, biological process: cell adhesion. Gene Ontology annotation, cellular component: plasma membrane. NCBI's taxonomy places the organism in Eukaryota, Metazoa, Chordata, Mammalia, Rodentia, Sciuridae. The coding region runs from base 230 to 2128 and encodes 632 amino acids. The transcript has 11 exons. The record is from RefSeq and is a predicted model, not a curated record. Gene Ontology annotation, molecular function: sialic acid binding.